This is a messenger RNA of Pyricularia pennisetigena, 1809 nucleotides long. RefSeq lists its product as uncharacterized. Lineage: Eukaryota; Fungi; Ascomycota; Sordariomycetes; Magnaporthales; Pyriculariaceae. Gene Ontology annotation, biological process: phosphate ion transmembrane transport. The record is from RefSeq and is a predicted model, not a curated record. Bases 1 to 1809 code for a protein of 602 amino acids. The transcript is spliced from 4 exons. Gene Ontology annotation, cellular component: membrane.
AUGCCUCUUCACCAGUUUGAUUACAUCUUUGCCAUUGGCACCAUCUUUGCGUUCCUCGACGCGUGGAACAUUGGUGCCAACGAUGUCGCCAACUCCUGGGCCACAUCGGUCUCGUCCCGAUCCAUCACCUACCUCCAGGCCAUGAGCUUGGGUUCCAUUCUCGAGUUUGCUGGAGCAAUUGGUGUUGGUCAACGUGUCGCAGAUACCAUUCGUACCAAGGUCGUCAAGCUUGACUUUUACGAGGAGAACCCUACAGUGCUCAUGCUCGGCAUGGCUUGCGCUAUUGUUGCCUCGUCGCUCUACCUUACAGUCUGCACAAAAAUUGGUCUACCCGUUUCCACCACCCAUUCGAUCAUGGGCGGCGUCAUCGGUAUGGGUGUAGCAACAGUUGGAGCCAACAACGUUAUCUGGUACGACGCCAAGGGCGGAAUCAAUGGUGGUGUCGUUUCCGUCUUCCUGGCCUGGAUCAUCGCACCUGGUCUUGCCGGCGCUUUCGGUGCCAUCAUCUUCACCAUUACGAAAUAUCUGGUCAUGCUUCGCGAAAACCCCGUCCUCUGGGGUCUGAUGACGGUUCCCUUCUACUUUGGCAUGACCGCGGCGCUGCUCACCAUGCUUAUCUGCUGGAAGGGAGGUUCUAUCGACCUGGACGACUGGAGUGAUGGCCAACUCGCCGGCCUGAUCGUUGGUGUCGGUGCUGGCUGGGGUCUUCUGAUGGCCAUCUUCCUCGUCCCAUGGCUGUACCGCCUGGUGGCCAAGAACGACUGGGAGCUGCGUUGGUACCACAUCUUCCAGGGCCCACUCCUGUUCAGGCGCCCCGAGCCCCCUGUUCAACCUGAGGGUGCUUCCGGCGGUAUCCGUAACUUUUACGAGGGACACUUGACCAAGGAAGAUCUCGAAGCCCGCCGCGCUGCCGAGCAGCAAGACGUUGAGACCGGAGUGGUUGGCGCCACGAACGGUAGCGAGGUCACCGGCGAAAAGACGACGGAAGAAGACCCGUCCAAGAAGAUUGCCCACACCGAUUCUGACUCUGGAUCUCAAAACAACAACGCAGCUGCGACCAACUCGGGUGUUCGCACCGGUGCACAGGGCACUUACACCCACAAGCCGCUUGUCGGACCUAGGCCUGAGGGCAAGUGGCACUCGGGACCCGUAAUGUACUGGUUCCUCAAGAAGAUCUUCCUCAGCGGUGUGGACCAAGACAUUAUCAACAUGCAGAAGAAGGAGAGCAUCCUCACGGGCGACCUGGAGAAGAUUCACGCCGGCGUGCCGCACUACGACAACAGGGCCGAGUACCUCUACUCGUUCAUGCAAGUCAUGACUGCCUGUACCGCCUCUUUCACCCACGGUGCGAAUGAUGUCGCCAACGCCAUCGGUCCCUACGCCACCAUCUACAACAUCUGGAAUUCUGGUGCCAUCUCGGGCAGCAAGUCGGACGUCCCGUUCUGGAUUCUCGCAUUUGGUGGUGCUGGUAUUGCUCUUGGUAUCUGGACAUACGGAUACAACAUCAUGAGGAACCUGGGUAACCGCAUCACGCUGCACUCGCCAUCCCGCGGUUUCUCUAUGGAGUUGGGCGCUGCUGUCACCAUCAUUCUGGCCACUCGUCUCAAGCUCCCUGUGUCUACCACUCAGUGCAUCACUGGCGCCACCGUUGGUGUCGGUCUCUGCUCUGGCACUUGGCGUACUAUCAACUGGCGCAUGGUUGCCUGGAUCUACAUGGGCUGGUUCAUCACCCUACCCGUGGCUGGUAUCCUCUCUGGCUGCCUCGUCGGCGUGAUCAUCAACGCUCCUCGCUGGGGCUACUCCGGCUGA